AUGGCAAAAAACAAUGGUAACCACUCGCCGUCAUCGGUAGGGACGUCAAAUGUAUCUUUAUUGUCGGAUGUGGACGUUGGUUUUGAGGAUUGUGGGGAACCAAAGUCGCCAAAAAAUGGGAUGGCAAAACGAGCCAGCAGAUUUCCUGGAGCUUUUUUACAAACAGAUGCUCUAAUGAAGGAAAUCCCGUCGCCACAUACCGACAAAUUCAACUCACCAACAUCACCAAAGCAAUGGCCAGCUUCAGCGAAGGAGCCCUUGUUACAAGGAGAGGAAAAUGGUCAAAUAGACAGUCGGGGCAAUGAGGCUUUUGAUGCUCAGCAGAAAACUAAGACGCCUUACAUUAGCGCAGAGUACAAGCUGGCGUUGUCUCAUUUUAGACGAAUAUUCUCUUACACUAAUCGUAAUGACAAAUUACUCCUACUUGCAGCAGGAGGAGCUUCAGUACUCACUGGCAUUACAUUACCUCUCAUGAACGUCGUGUUUGGUGAACUUGUUGGUGAUUUCAGCGGAUUUUAUAAUCCGGAUUCUGAUGAAACGAAGAAGAUGUUCACUUCAGCUAUCAAUCAAAAUGUAAUAUAUAUGCUCUAUUUAUUUCUGGGCAGGCUGGUCCUUGAUUAUGUCGCCGUUGUGUCAUCUUCUAUUGCAAGUGAGGUGUUCAGUUCUAUUAGAAUGGUGGUUGCCUGUGAAGCGGAAGGGAAAAUGGCAAAAAGAUAUGCUGCAUGGGUGAAGGAAUCUCGCCGCCGAGGUCUACUCAUGUCUCCUUUGGUAGCUGUUCAGCAAGCCCCUGUCUUUUUUGCGAUACAUGCUAUUUUAUCAUCUAUAAUGACUAUUGUAAUGUCUGUCGGGGGUAUAGCAGCCCCCAUUACUGCCGCCGCACAAGCCGCUGGUGCUUCAGGUAUACUAUUUAGUAUUAUUGAUGCACCACAGCCGAAAACAGGCGGCGUAAAAGGUCGGGAGGUUUCUUCGAGAGAAGAUAUCGUCCUUGAAAAUGUCAAUUUCGCAUAUCCUCUCAGACACGAUGUCAAGGUACUUGACAAUCUCAAUGUUCGAUUUCCAGCUGGGAAAAUAACCGCUAUUGUCGGAGCAUCUGGCUCGGGGAAAAGUACCAUAGUGGGAUUGAUUGAGAGAUGGUACGAGCUGGAUGGAAACCUCAUAGAUAAUGCACUUACACUUUUCUUCCGAAAUGGUACAAUCACUGUUGGUGGCCGAAAGCUUCAUGAUAUAGACCUGAAGUGGUGGAGGUCACAGAUAGGGCUUGUACAGCAAGAACCAUUUCUCUUCAAUACCACUAUUUAUAGAAAUGUGGAGUAUGGUUUGAUAGGUACUAAAUGGGAACAUGAAAGCUACGAAAAGAAGAGGAAGUUGGUAAGACGAGCUUGUAAAGAGGCGUUUGCAGAUGAAUUCAUUAAGCGACUCCCCGAGGGCUACAAUACAAUGGUAGGCGACUCUGGGAUAAAACUCAGUGGUGGUCAACGGCAGAGGCUGGCAAUUGCGAGAAGUAUUGUCAAGCAGCCGAAAAUACUGAUUCUUGACGAAGCAACAAGUGCUAUUGAUGUCAGGAGCGAGAGGAUAGUUCAAGCCGCACUAGAUAAAGUAUCGAAGAACCGAACUACUAUCACAAUAGCACAUCGAUUAUCUACCGUCAUCAAGGCAGACAAUAUUGUCGUCAUGAAGAAAGGGCAAGUGGUACAACAGGGAACUCACGAACAGUUGUUGAAAGAUACCGAAGGUCCGUACUGGGCGCUCGCAAAUGCUCAACAGUUAGGAGGUGGUGAGCUUCCCCAAAAUACAGUCAAUAUGUCAAACGAUCCAGAGAAACAAGACCUAGACUCCCCAACAUUCGAGAAGAUCAGUCUUGACCUUGAGGUCGAUCCAUCUAGCUUGGAAUCGCUAACUCCAAUGACGAAACACAAAACUCCUCUAGGAAGCUUUAUGCUCUUCUUGUGGGAACAAAAGCCGCGAUGGGUCUGGUAUAUUAUAAUGUUUCUAAGUUCAUUAGGCGCUGGUGCUUCAUUCCCUUUACACGCAUUUUUGUUUGCGAAACUGAUUUCGCUAUUUAAUCUAUGGGGCCAGCUUCUACAGGCUCAAACCAAUUAUUGGUGCUUCAUGUUUACGCUAUUGGCCAUUGGCGUGGGCAUUAGCUAUUAUGCUCUUGGAUGGUCUUCCAACACCGUCUCAUUUAACAUCACAGCCACUUAUCGCCAAGAAUAUUUCCAAAAUGUACUCUCGAAGCCGGUAUCAUAUUAUGACGAAGAAGAGAAUUCCGUGGGUAGUCUGACAGCUAGAAUGGCGAGUGAUCCUACUCAACUUCAGCAAUUACUUGGAAUCAACAUGGCAGUCGUGCUUAUUUCCAUGUUUAAUAUCUUUGGAUCUGUGGCUAUGUCAUUUUACUUUGGCUGGAAACUUACUCUCUUGACUGUGGUGACGACAAUGCCUAUCAUUCUAGCUGCAGGAUUCUUCCGUCUUCGAUACGAAACCCAAUUCGAAAAAAUGAAUAACGAGGUUUUUGCAGAAAGUUCUAAGUUUGCCACCGAAUCCAUCGGUGCGUUUCGUACCGUAUCAGCUCUUACUCUGGAGUCGGAGAUUUGUGGACGCUAUGAAAAGCUUCUGCGAAAUUACACCAAGAAAGCUUUCCGCAAAGCUAGAUUUUCAACCUUUAUAUUUGCGAUGAGUGAUAGUAUCGCAAUACUGUGCAUGGCAUUUGUUCUCUGGUACGGUGGUCAGCUUUUAGCCAGCCAUGAAUAUACGCCGUUUAACUAUCUAGUUGUAUAUUUAGCAGUUGUGCAAGGAAGUACCACUGCAGGCCAAAGUCUGAGCUUCGGACCAAAUGUCGCUCAAGCUUUUGCAGCAGCAAAUCGUAUUCGGGGUAUGAGACCGGAAGGUAAAAAGGAACACGAUUCAGUGCUCUACGAUUUUGCGGAAGCGGAUGAGGAGAAGAAUUCUCGUGGGGUCAAAAUUGAACUCAGGAAUAUCUCUUUCAAAUACCCUACUCGUGAUGUUCCCGUGCUUAAUGGACUAAGCAUGACGAUUGAGAAAGGUCAAUUCGCAGCCAUUGUUGGGCCCUCAGGAUGCGGCAAAACGAGUAUCAUAUCCUUACUCGAAAGAUUUUACCAGAUACAGAGUGGUCAGAUUCUUUACCAAGACACGGAUAUCAAGGAUAUUUCUCUAGAUGAAUAUCGUAAAUCCAUCUCCCUAGUCGCGCAAGAAGCUUCUCUAUUUGAAGGUUCCAUCCGCGAAAAUAUUCUUCUCGGUGUCCCGGACGAAGAAGAAAUCUCAGAUACAACACUUCAUCAAAUAUGUCGCGAUGCUGAAAUUCAUGAUUUCAUCUCCUCGCUCCCUGAGGGCUACAAUACCGCCGUUGGAGCACAUGGCGUCGCAUUAUCGGGUGGUCAAAAACAACGAAUUGCUAUUGCGCGAGCUUUGAUUCGGAAUCCAAGAUUAUUGUUAUUAGAUGAAGCGACGUCGAAUUUGGAUUCUGAGACAGAGAGAAGUGUACAGUCUGUUUUUGAGAGAACGGGUAGGGGAAGAACUAUGGUUGUUGUGGCGCAUAGGCUUGCGACGGUGCAGAAUGCAGAUGUUAUUUUUGUGCUGGGAGAGGGAGGGAAUGUGGUGGAGAGUGGGAGUCAUGGACAGUUGUUGGGGAUGAAGGGCUUGUAUUGGCAGAUGUGCCAAGCGCAAGCUUUGGAUCGAUGA
This is a messenger RNA of Sclerotinia sclerotiorum 1980 UF-70, 3696 nucleotides long. RefSeq lists its product as hypothetical. The transcript has 11 exons. NCBI's taxonomy places the organism in Eukaryota, Fungi, Ascomycota, Leotiomycetes, Helotiales, Sclerotiniaceae. Gene Ontology annotation, biological process: transmembrane transport. The record is from RefSeq and is a predicted model, not a curated record. Gene Ontology annotation, molecular function: ATP binding; ATP hydrolysis activity; ABC-type transporter activity. Gene Ontology annotation, cellular component: membrane. The coding region runs from base 1 to 3696 and encodes 1231 amino acids.